Messenger RNA from Eimeria mitis, 411 nucleotides. RefSeq lists its product as uncharacterized. The transcript is spliced from 3 exons. The record is from RefSeq and is a predicted model, not a curated record. The coding region runs from base 1 to 411 and encodes 136 amino acids. Lineage: Eukaryota; Apicomplexa; Conoidasida; Eucoccidiorida; Eimeriidae.
AUGCAGCAGCAGAAGCAGCAACAAACGCAGCAACAGACGCAGCAGCAGAAGCAGAACCUGGUGAAGCAGCAGCAGCCCCACAAGCAGAGGCAGCAGCAGAAAGCAGCAGAGGCAGAAACUGCUGCUGCAGUGGCAAUCGCAGCAGCAGAAGUAGCAGCAGAUGCAGCCAAAGAAACAACAGCAGGUGCAGAAGCAGAAGCAGCAGCAGGAACAGCAGCAGAUGCAGCAGCAGCUGCAGCAGCCGCAGCAGCAGCUUCUGAUGCAGGGGCUCCGGUAGCAGCAGAUGCAGCAGCAUCUCCAGACGCAGCUGCAACAGGUGCAGCAGCAGCAGUAGCAGCAGCAGGUGGCGCAGAAGCAGCUGCAGCAGCAAGUGCAGGCCAACAACCCCACACCCAGGACCCCACAACCUAA